AUGUUUGGGGGAUUCGUCAACUACUUCAAACCCAAGCCUGUAGAGACCGCACCACAACAAAUUGGCACCAUCAGUCCCCAGCCCAACAGCAAGUUGAAAGAAGCCAUAAAUACGAGUCAAGAACAGGAAGGAAAAUACCAGGCCAGCCACCCAAACCUCAGGAGGCUGGACAGUACUGAUCCGGUCCCUACCGCACCUGCCUCUGCUGUGGGCACUGAGGCUUACCCGAAGAACUCAACCCUCCGAGCCUAUCACCAGAAGAUUGACAGCAACCUAGAAGAGCGAUCCUUGGGCCUGGGCGGUCUGAAGGACAUAGCCCUGGGGAUGCAGACAGAAACUGAAGAGCAGGAUGACAUUCUUGACCGGCUGACAACCAAAGUGGACAAGUUAGAUGUUAACAUAAAAACCACAGGAAAAAAAAAAAAAAAGUUCGCCAACUCUGAAGAUGGAAGGAGUCCCACUCCAUUGUGA
Jaculus jaculus (lesser Egyptian jerboa) is the source of this 471-nucleotide messenger RNA. Its product is annotated as synaptosomal-associated protein 29-like. The transcript has a single exon. Gene Ontology annotation, biological process: synaptic vesicle priming; synaptic vesicle fusion to presynaptic active zone membrane; exocytosis. NCBI's taxonomy places the organism in Eukaryota, Metazoa, Chordata, Mammalia, Rodentia, Dipodidae. The coding region runs from base 1 to 471 and encodes 156 amino acids. The record is from RefSeq and is a predicted model, not a curated record. Gene Ontology annotation, molecular function: syntaxin binding; SNAP receptor activity. Gene Ontology annotation, cellular component: SNARE complex; plasma membrane.